Messenger RNA from Esox lucius (northern pike), 6405 nucleotides. It is a transcript of the gene sphk2, whose product is annotated as sphingosine kinase 2. Gene Ontology annotation, cellular component: cytoplasm; intracellular membrane-bounded organelle; membrane. Gene Ontology annotation, biological process: positive regulation of apoptotic process; sphingosine biosynthetic process; sphinganine-1-phosphate biosynthetic process. The transcript is spliced from 8 exons. NCBI's taxonomy places the organism in Eukaryota, Metazoa, Chordata, Actinopteri, Esociformes, Esocidae. The record is from RefSeq and is a predicted model, not a curated record. The coding region runs from base 1582 to 4290 and encodes 902 amino acids.
UAUUCUCAGUUAACUUACAUGGUAAAAAAAAAAAAAAAGCCCUAGUAUAUUUAAAUGUACUUUUCUUUUUGUAUCCCAUUUGUCUCUAGGAAGGGGAUAUGAGACUGUGAUGAAGUCUAUGGUUUAGUCAUUGCAGCAUGACUUCCUAGAACACUAGACAUUGACAGCCACACACAAACUGAUUGCCAUACCCAAUCCUAACCACAAUAUUUCAAAGUUUACUGCUUUAGUUGCAUUUCUUUAACUGGCCAAUGAGUCAUCUUUUGGAGCAAUAAAACUGUGUAUCAGAUUUGGAAACUACUCAGCAGUGGCUCGUGAUGUGGAGUUCUGCUCCGUUAUAUAGUCUAGCCAUCUAAUCAUGGACCUCAUCUAAUCGGGGAUACCAGGUAUAAAUAUCCAUGGGAAUGAACAUGAACAUUGACCCAUCUAGACAAGAAAGAACAUAACCAUGACCUGACAUAACCUUCUAGGAGCAUUCCCGUUUGCUUUUUGUUGUUGUCUGGUUGUUAAGUUUUGUCUUUGAUGGAGUACCACAUAGGAAUAUGUAGAAUUUUUUUUAUUGUAUGGAACAUGGAAUUGGACAUGUUAUUGCUUUAAUGUCUGCUUGUCUCUUGAAGGGUAAUAUUUAACUACUACCUUGACACUCCUCAUAUCUCUGGGAGACCGGUGCUUUUGAUGUCUGCACUAAUGCAAUAUUUCACUACAAUGUAGAGUUAGGUGAAUUGCUUUAGCCUCCUUGCAAGACCAAGGUGUGUUCAUAUUUGUCUGAAUCAUUGUUUUAUUUACAUUUUAUUUGUUAUUUAAACUGUCUUGAUACCCUUAAUGGGUAGCUGUCCUCUCUAAGCUGCACUUUAUUGGUAAAUAUCGACACUAAGAUAUUUCAAACUGUAAUUCAAACUGUAAUCUUUUUAUGUACUUCGUGUACAAACAUUCUGUUUGAAUUUUAAACUGGAAAAGUCCAGUGUUUGUGUUGUUCAGUUAGACUUACAAACCUCAACCUUUCAUACUGUAGCUAUUGACAUCUAGAUGAUGAUACAACUCGAAGACAAGAGUCUGUUGCAGUCAGAUAUAAGCUCUAUCCUUGUCCUCAAGCGUUUGCUUUGUACAGGCUGUUUUUAGUUUAAUAUCUUUGUUGUAUUGACGUACUAAGGAGUUGAAUCUCCGUCAGAUUUUUUUCUCAGAUCAUAAAAUAUUCCUCUUAGUCUUGAAGAUGGAUUUUACAUGUCGAACUCUUUGUUGUGUUUCCUCUUUAUAUCAAGCACUGACAUGGAAGAAGGAUUUUAAGGAGGUUUCAGAAGUAAAUACAUUAUUUUUGUGUUUCUGAUUUUAAGACAAACCAGCAGGUGAUAGUUUAUUUUUUUAGGCUUCCUAACAGACCCUGAGGACUCCUGCUUGGAACUGACUACAGUUAAGGUGGUCAGACUAACUUACCUGUAUACCACUACCAGACUCUGGACUUGCUCCCACAAACAUCCAACUGCAUGAAACAAUCACCGUCCAGUUGUUGGGAGACAGACCUCACCUUCCUAAAACCUAAAAGUUUCCUAUCAUCUGCCUGUCAACACCACUUCCACGCAAAAGAUGCGAUCCCCAGACACCCCCACACCGUCCCCAGCUGAAGCGCUGCUCCAUGGCCAGUUUGGGGGCUGGGACACGGGUGGCAGCGGCAGCAACAACAACAGCUGCCCCAACAGCCCUGGAGGUCCUGGGGGUCUGUCAUCCCCUUCUCCCAGCCCCUCUGCCUCUUCCAGCUACGCCCUGACCCUCACCCCCACCCACAUCCACGUCCAGCGCCUGGCCCCGCGGCCUGGGAAGGAGGCUCGUCUUAUACUACCCCUGUCAGAGCUGGCCGGGUGCAGCUGUCCCAGGGCCCCCGCGCCCCCGCUGCUAGUUCUGUACUGGUACCCCCCUGGGAGGCGGAGGAAGGGGGUGUCUCGCAGGAGGCAGGUGAGGGCGUACCUGGCUGAGACUAGGGUGGAUGCGGAGAGGUGGUCCACUGCUAUACAGUGUCUGCUCAGGGGGCUCCCCAUCAACGCUGACACAGAAAUCAGCAGAAGUCUACUCCCCCGUCCACGACGGCUGUUGCUAUUGGUGAAUCCAUUCAGUGGGAGGGGCCAAGCAAUGCAGUGGUGUCAGACAUAUAUCCUGCCAAUGAUCAGAGAGGCUAACAUCAGCUACAACCUAAUACAGACAGAGCGACAGAACCAUGCCAGAGAGUUGAUCAAAGAGAUCCCCCUGUUCGAGUGGGAUGGCAUCAUCAUCGUCUCUGGAGACGGCCUGCUGCAUGAGGUGAUCAACGGCCUGAUGGAGCGUCCAGACUGGGAAUCGGCAAUAAAGGUUCCUGUAGGCAUCUUGCCCUGUGGGUCUGGAAAUGCCCUGGCUGGCUCAAUCAACCACAAUGCGGGGUAUGACAUGUGCCUUCGGGAGCCUCUCCUCCUCAACUGCUGCUUUCAGCUCUGCCGGGGCGGAGUCAAACCCAUGGACUUGGUCUCUGUGACUACCAGCCCCGCCCCUUCUCAAAACGGCCGUCCAGGUCUUCCCAGAAGGCUGUUCUCCUUCCUGUCUGUGGCAUGGGGUUUUGUGUCUGAUGUGGACAUCGAGAGUGAGAGAUACAGGGGCCUGGGAUCGGCACGGUUUACCCUGGGCACUCUGGUCCGCCUGGCCUCCCUGCGCUCCUAUAAGGGCCGUCUGUCCUACCUGCCCCCCUCCUUGGUCACCACCUCCCCCGAUGCCAGCCCUCCUCCUCAGCGAAGACCCCUGUCCCGCAGCAUCACUGAGGGCCUGGAGGGCUUCUGCCGCACCCCCAUCCACCGCACCUGCUCCGAUAUGGGCCUCAGCGAACAGAGGAGUUUGAGACGGGUGGACACGGAGCGGGAGAGGGAGAGGGAGAUGGAGAGGCAGAGAGAGCGGGAGAGGAGGAGGGAGCGAGCAAGGGGAGGGGGAACGGGUGUGGUCAGGGCGAGUAGCUUGGCAGAGGAUAGGGAAAGGGAGAUGGAGAAGGAGCUGGAGAUGGAGAGAGAGGUGGGGAUGGAGGGAGAGGAGGGUGAGGAGGCGAGGUCUGGGACAAGUUUGGAAUCGAAUGAAAGGGAAGAUUCCGGAGUGGGAAGUGAGGACGGGAUGAUGGGGAACAAGGAAGAAAGGGACAGCGAAGAAAUGGAUGGAAAGACCGAGCAGGACUUGGGGGAGAUGGAGGAAGAGGAGAGAGUUAGGAAUGGGGAAGGCAGCUGCUCCAUGGACGGAGUGAUGGAAGCGAGGGAGGUAGCGGAGGGGUAUGGGGUGGACAUGGGGCGAGAGGCCAGUGAGGACUCAUACCCCCACCCGCAGGGCCGAAAGUCCCUAAGGAAGAACUCUGCCCCUUCCAGCCAGAUAGCUAAUGCCUUCUUCAGCCAGCCCAUCAGCCAGGAGGCUGACCCUGUGUCUGGAGCCUCAUACGGGACUGAGGAGAUUGAUCUGAAUGGGACGUACUUCCAGAAGGAGACCUACCCGCUAGAAAUUGCCAGAGAGCGAGCCCUGACCAUCUCAUCUCCCUUCAGACACUCCCCCUUCUCAUUUAAGCCUAAAACCCACAAUCAGAACCAGAACACAUCUCGUCCCCGACCUCUUUCUCUCCUCCACCACCCUCACUCCAACUCCCUACCCCCCAAACUCCCCUCCCUAUCCCUCUCCCUCUCUCCCACACCCCCUUCCUCCCCCUCUUGUGCCUCCCCCCAUUCCUCCUCCUAUCUGGCUCCGCGCCCCAACACCCCAAGCUCCACCUCCCCCUCCCCAUCUCUUCAUUCCCCCUCGCCCUCCUUUACCUUUGACAUCGCCGAGCCUGCCGGGCCCCUCAAGAACCGUCCAUCCGUGUCCAACCCCUUAAACUCCCCCAGGGAUAACCUCCUGCCCCCCUUGGACCAACCGCUGCCUACCCGGGACUGGGUAACCAUCGAGGGGGACUUUGUCCUGGUCCUGGCCCUAUAUCAGUCCCAUCUCGGAGCAGAUCUCCACGCCGCCCCCCAGGCCAGGUUUGACGACGGGCUAAUCCACUUGACAUUUGUACGGGCAGGGAUCUCCAGAGCCACCCUGCUCCGCCUGUUCUUAGCCAUGGAGAGGGGUGCCCACCUGUCUCUCAGCUCCCCGUAUGUGAGCCACGUCCCAGCCAGGGCCUUCAGGUUGCAGCCCCUCUCCCCACGGGGAACUCUGACUGUGGAUGGUGAACUGGUGCCCUAUGGCCCGCUGCAGGCACAGGUCCAUCCCUCAAUGUCCCGACUCAUCGUCGGUGACUCUGGUGUAAGGCUCACCAGAUUCUGACCAGGGAUUGCCGGAGCCAAUCAGCUGAUAUGAAACUCUCUCCAACUGCAUGAUCUCUUUUGCCAAAACUCAGAAAGUGGAGAAAAAAGCCUCUGAUUGAAAAAAAAAAACUUGAAUCGCGUAACUGCUUUUCUGGGGUUUAGUGAAAGGAAUUACCCGCCUAGUCGCGGGUCGGGGAUUAAUAGAGCUUAUUUUAAACAGAUGAAAACGUGUCGGAUUACACUCAGUUUAUCCCGAGACGCAUGAAAACUUGCACAACCAUGGGGAAAAUAGGGAGAAAAAACAACAAGUUGAAUGUGUAUGGAGGGGUGUGUAUUCAGGGCAUGUUUAUGGUGCAUACAUUCUAGUAUGCACACAGGGCAUGCAGAGGUGCACACUGCUGGACCUUGCCUUACAGAGAGAGUUCUGAUUCCUUUGUUCUCCGUCAGAUUUGUCCUGGAAUGACUAUAGUUCUGGAGCCACUUCAGAGGGAGCAACACUCACGCAAAUGUGCAACCCCUUCAAUAUUGGAACCUCUAUCCUUUCCUGUAAUGCCUUAUCCGCUUCUGGACUUAAAGUGCAACUCCUCAGACUUUGCCCUUAUAUUAGAAGCCAAAACCUACAACUCAGCAAUUCUCCAUCCAUGUGUUUCAGAGGGACGUCCACUACAGGAAAAACAAAGCCUCGAUUAUACCUGUAAAGUUAGGUCAACAUUAUAGAAACCUCACUGAAUCCUUAUUCACAGGUAUUACACUAUUGUAGGCUAGAUGGGACUGUUGAACCGUGACCACCAUGGUGUAUAGCGCAUUUGCCUGUUUUUCUUAACAAGAAAGUGCAUGAUGAUGAUUGUGAAGGUUGUGAUGUUGCAAUACAGUGAACACAAGACCGUUGCUUUGUAUGUUGUCACAGAAUCCUCUGAAAGACCCAGACUGCUGGAUGUUUGUAGCAGACAGUCACAUGCUCCUGUUUCUGUUGAAGUGUGUUUUUGAUUUGAUGAACUGUGUCUCAAUUUGAAAAUGAUCUGCAGUUGCAACAAAAAUCAGAACACUCGGACAACGCGAUUGGGUAAAAAAGAAAAACAAGAUAGAUUGGCCUUGCUGUUAUUGUUUACCACAUGUAAACAGAUGUUUCAAGAGGACAGUUUUUUUUAUAUAAUCUUAAACCUGCACCACAAAAAAUUUUGAAUACCUUUUUGAGGAUUUUGAUGAUCACUGACAAGGCUGUGCCUCCUAACUCAGAUCAUACCCUACAUUUCACAGAUUGCUUUAGUGUGAUGAAGCAUAUAAUGUAGUAUGUCUAUGUUCAAUGGGUGUUUUAGUUAACCUCGAAAGCAUAUCAUUCCUCUGUAUUCUGUGGCUGGAACAAAUAGAAAAUGUCAGGAAUUUAAUCUCAUAAGCAUAAAUCAGUUAGUGAAUCUCGGGGCUGUUUGAUUCCACAGUAACAUGGCCCCUUGAUAUAGAUUGGACAUGUCUGAGUAAUUCAGGGCCUUUGUCUCUUUUCUGCUGAUUUUAGGCCCUGUUGAAAUACUUUCAGAUGUGUCAUUUCCUUCCUUGGGAGUUAUCCUGAAUGUUACAGUGUUGGAUAGAUUUAAGCUGUGUGAUCGAAUUUGUACUAAAUUGGCAUUAUAUAAUUACUUACUAUAAGAACUACUUUAAGGAAAGAAUGAUACAUUGUGAAAGUAUUUAUUUCAAACAGGACCUUGGUCCCUAGACCAAAGCAGUCCACCCCUGGUCAUUAAUGUUAAAUUGACAGGAUAAACAACAAGCUUACCUCUUUCAACUGCCUAAAGAUGAGAUAAAACACAUUUCACCACAUGAGUGGAUUAUGGUUCUGGGCUGGUAGCACUACAUUGUGACAUUUGUUGGAAAUGUAUUACAAAACACUUAAUUCAUUUUAAGAGACUAGUUGUAACAAAUGACCAGGGAUUGGACUGCAGAUUUAUGGAAUUUGAUAUGACAAUUUUGGGCUGUGACUUGAUAAUGCCAGUAAGAUGUUUGUCUAGAUAAAUUUGCUUGUAAUAAACUUGUAAUUAAUACUAAAAUGAAAGUAUAUAAUAUACAUAAUGUACAGUUCAUAGUUAUGUUUUUUGUAUGUUUCCUUUCCUCCUUAAAACAAUAAAUUUAAACUUGUAAAGUU